Messenger RNA from Sinocyclocheilus rhinocerous, 1435 nucleotides. It is a transcript of the gene sult2st3, whose product is annotated as sulfotransferase family 2, cytosolic sulfotransferase 3. Lineage: Eukaryota; Metazoa; Chordata; Actinopteri; Cypriniformes; Cyprinidae. The coding region runs from base 88 to 954 and encodes 288 amino acids. Gene Ontology annotation, molecular function: sulfotransferase activity. The record is from RefSeq and is a predicted model, not a curated record. The transcript is spliced from 6 exons.
CUCUCUCCUACCUUCCAAACACAAGUCAAUUCACACAGAACACGGUGAACAAAACGUCCUUGUUUUUCAAAGUCUGGUCAACAGAGAAUGGCGGACAGUGAAUUGAAUCUGGUUUACCAUGGUCUCCUGCUGCCUAAGGUAAUUCAUUCAGAGGAAAGUCUCAAAUACCUCCAGAAUUUCCAAUUCAAAGAUGACGAUGUCUUUGCUGUUACCUAUCCAAAAUCCGGUACCACAUGGAUGCAGGAAAUUCUUCCUCCGCUCCUGAAUGGAGGAGACCUGUCGUCCGUGGAAACCGUCCCUAACUGGGACAGGGCUCCAUGGCUGGAGGAAACACGAGCUUCAGUGGUCCUCGAUAAACUCCCUUCACCACGAGCCAUUGUCUCCCACAUGCAGUAUAAUUUGAUGCCUUCCUCCUUUUUCAAGUCAAAGGCCAAGGUAAUCUAUGUCGCUCGGAAUCCUAAAGAUGUUAUAGUCUCGUCAUACCACUUUCAUAAAAUGGCCACGUUCCUUGAAGACCCAGGAACAUUUGAAGAAUUCACCAACAAAUUCCUGUCAGGAAAAAAUGUGUACGGAAAGUGGACCGACCAUGUGAAAAGUUGGCGAAACCCUGAGCUCGGUGACAGAAUUCUGUACAUCACCUAUGAAGAAAUGCUUCAGGACCUUCGUGAGGUCCUGGGUCGGAUUUUAAAAUUCCUUGGUCGGGAGCUGAGCGCAGAGGCUCUGGAUCGUGUGGUCAAUCAUGGCACUUUCAAAAAUAUGAAAACAAACAAAAUGUCAAACUACUCUCUGGUGCCAGAAGAUUUUAUGGACACCAAGAAUUCACACUUCCUCAGAAAAGGUAUCGCUGGAGACUGGAAGAACCACUUCAGCCCUGAGCUUGAUGCCAAGUUCACAGCUGUAAUUCAAGAGGAGAUGAAAGGAAGUAACAUCAGAUUCCCGUGGGAUGAGGAAUGAGUGAAUCUCUUGUCCUGACAUCUCGGUGCACCUCAAAAUAAACAGUCAUAGAUGGAACAUGUGAUUGUUUAAUUCACUUUGUGUUGAUUCAAGUUUAUUGCAGCAACGUCCUCUGCUGUCCUGAAGCUAUGUUCGAAUUGUUCAAGAAGAUGAUAAGUCGUUAAGGUGUAAGACAGUUUCGGGUUUUUGCAACAUAACAGUGAGGAUGCAACAUUCAACAUCAGUUUUGUGUCACUGAGGGAAGUUGCAAGCUCAGGCACAGUAAUAUGUAAUUAAUUAUUUUGUGAUCACAAAAUGAUGAGGUGUAUUUUUGAGAAGGACUGCUUUUGACAGUGAAAUAUUACUUGAAAAUAUAAUGUUUUUCCACAGUGAAAUAUAAUUUAUCUAUCAUUUUUCAUUUAUCUAAUCAGGGUAACCCAGCAUCUAUUUCCUCAUGGUUUUGCAUUAAGCAUAAGAAAUAUUUCAGUAUACCUACAUAUAA